Pedinophyceae sp. YPF-701 is the source of this 1701-nucleotide messenger RNA. Lineage: Eukaryota; Viridiplantae; Chlorophyta; Pedinophyceae. The record is from the annotation of a GenBank genome assembly.
AUGAAGCGAACCCGGCGCGCCACCGCCGCCGCGGCGCCGCCCCCGGCGCCCCCCGCCGGCCGCACCGCCAAGCCAGGCCAGCCCCUGCCCACCACGAGCACCCAGCGCGUCGCUAGCGAGCCAGGCACCAACAGCAACGCCAGCCGCUCAGCUGGCCCUUCAUCUCCUUUGCCGUCCACCACUAGCGGCGCUCCGAGCGGCGACGACGACGACGGCCGCCUCCACGAGCUCGGAGACCUCAUCGAGGCCGGCCUCGAGCGCCUCGACGACGAGAAGCCGGGCGACGACGACCCGGCGGGCCCGCCGGCUGUUGAGGGCGCGCACACGCACGCCCCGCGGCGCCCGCCGGGCGGCGGCCGGCCGUGGGGCACGGGGAAGAAGGCCGGGCGCGCGGUGCGCGCGGGGAAGACGAAGGCGCUCGUGCGGCGGCACCUGAAGGGCGAAGACGACGACGGCGACGGCUUCGACGAGGGCGGCACGCUCGACCCGUCCGUGCAGCACGUGCUCCCGCAGCUGACGCACAGCAGCGGCGUGGAGAAGGCCGCGUUCCUGCGGGACCUGUCGCUGGAGUUCCUGCAGCCGUACUUCAACCUCACGGCGAGCGGCGCGGCCUCGGCGAUGGGGGUGGGGCUGACGGCGCUUAAGCGGCGGUGCCGGGAGCUGGGCAUCCUGACGUGGCCGAACCGCAAGCUGCAGAGCAUCCGGUCGCUCAUCCGCGAGAUCGAGGCCCGGAUCGCGCUCGCGAAGCAGAACGGCGUCGGGGAGAAGGACAGCGGCAUGGUCAAGCUCAACGAGACGCGCGCCCGGCUGCAGCAAGAGUAUGCUAAUAUAAUGAAUAACACGCGUGAGAACCUGUCGGACUUCGCGAAGGCCCUGCGCAUGGCCCGGUACAAGGACAACUACAACCGCAAGCACUCGGUCCCGACGAACGCCACCGCGUCGACGGCCUCGCGCUUGAUCCGGAAGAAGCUGCCGAAGGAGCGGCUGCCGCCCGCCGUCAUCAUCCAGCCCGUGCCGGGCGGCAAGCCCCUGCCCCCGGCCGCGCAGGGGCACCCGCCGCCGCCGCCGGCGCCGGCGCCGCCGAAGCCCGCGAAGCCCGCGCCGCGCGCUACACAGAUGGUGCGGACCAAGGGCGGGGGGGUGAGCAAGCGGUCGCACCCGCGGCCGGGGCGGCCCGUGGAGCGCCCGCCCGCGCCGCCGCUGCCGACGUGGAAGACGACGCGGCCGCGCACGGGGACGAGCGCGUCGGAGGAGAGCACGGGCGCCGGGGAGGAGCGGCGGUACCACGCGCGCGCGCGCCACGAGUCGCUGCUGCCGCUCGCGGCCGCCGCCGCGGUCGUGGGGGAGCUGCGCGAGGAGGACUCGAUGGACCGCGACGACUCCGGCGGGUGGCUGCCGAUGCGCCCCGCGGGAUACGGCACGGCGGGGGCCGGCGGGAACACGUGCACGGACGCCCGGUUCGUACCGGCGCCGAUCUUCGCUCAAGUUGCCCAGGAGCAGAACGAGGCGCUGCAGGGGCGCAACAUGUUCGUGAUGGAGACGGAGAACGGCGGGACGGAGGACAGCCCCGUGGGCGUGCGGCGGUUCCUGGUGCGACCGCUGAGCAACGGCGUCCCGGAGUGCGUCGACAUCACCGCGGGCGAGGCGCUAACGCCCGACAUCCGCAUGCGCGUCAAGUUCGAGUGGAGGAUGGUGCAGUGA